Messenger RNA from Daphnia magna, 2717 nucleotides. Its product is annotated as neuropeptide CCHamide-1 receptor. The record is from RefSeq and is a predicted model, not a curated record. Gene Ontology annotation, biological process: G protein-coupled receptor signaling pathway. The coding region runs from base 962 to 2230 and encodes 422 amino acids. Lineage: Eukaryota; Metazoa; Arthropoda; Branchiopoda; Diplostraca; Daphniidae. The transcript is spliced from 12 exons. Gene Ontology annotation, cellular component: membrane. Gene Ontology annotation, molecular function: neuropeptide Y receptor activity.
GUUGUUACGAACUCGGGUGGCAUGUGAAGGUUUGGAGCCUGUAAUAUUACUGCCCAGUCUUUCAGUGGAUCCUUCAACCUUCCUGCUGAAAUGGCGGAUCGAUUUCCGGCUCACGACGUUCUUGCUGUCUGGGAUUUGUUGCAUUGGGAGCGGGAAUUGAUUAACAGAAAUUGCUGUAAAAGGUCCUUUGGAGAUGGCAAAACAGGUCACAUAGGCUUUUCGUUCUACCCAGCUUAAUUGGACUGUGAUGAGAUCAACUCAAGCCCGCCAUACAAGAGUUGCAACAUGUUAGAAAGUUUAAGUGGUUUGUGGGCGUUCCUCUCACGGACCACUUAUACAUUGUUCGUGACAGACUAGAAUUGAGGCAGCUAGACCAAAACCACGGCUUCUGGAACGAUGGUGAAGUGCGUUCCCCGGUUCUGCAACCUGUAGCGGAGAUGCGUAACUUGGUUGUGUUAAAGUUCCCAAGAGGUCGAAGAGGAGACAGACUUUUGCAGAAUUUGCAAUACUGCUGCAAUGUAACUUUUCAUCUAAUUAAAAUAGUCUUUCAUAGCAGCUGCUGGACGACGAUUAUUCUAUUGGUACAUUACGAAAAAAAGGCGAAAAUGGCGUGCUGAAAUGGAAACUCGUGGAACGGAUCCAUAGGGAUUUGACCGAGAGACCGCGAGAAUUUUCCAUAAAUUAAUCAUGUGGAACGUCGAGGACAAAUGGAAACACCACGUGUGAGGUGGUCGUUGGCUCCUGCGACAGUCAUCUCAUCUCUGCCAUCUCAUUUUUCCAGUGUUGGUAGUUGAUUUGUCACCGGCGAUUUACGUCCGUUAGCCGACUGAAAUAUAAAUGCGUUUCAGCUUUGGAAGUUGCAUUGAUAAGAGAAUUUCAUUUCCUUCGAAAGGCUGUUCCUUUUCAUCCGCAUAAUCACGAAAUGCGUUCGUACUGUCAAGAUUAAUGUCCGGACUGAACAAUGACGGUUUCCAGCCAACAAUUGGAGCUUGAAAAUGAAGUGAAUUUGUCGUCCAACGGCUAUGUUGCUUACAGCCAACGGCCGGAGACAUACAUUGUACCAAUCCUGUUUGGCGUUAUCUUCCUGGUUGGCAUCAUUGGCAAUGGAUGUCUCAUUUUCAUCUUUUGCCGUCACAAAUCGAUGCGUAAUCUUCCAAACCUUUACAUCUUCAACUUGGCAGUCGGUGACCUUCUCGUCCUUCUUUGCUCCGUUCCUUUCACGGCGACUAUUUACACGUUUGAUUCGUGGCCCUACGGCGAGUUUGUCUGCAAAGCCUCAGAGUUUGCUAAGGACACGUCUGUAGGCGUUUCCGUCUUCACGCUAACUGCCCUCAGCUUUGAACGGUACUCUGCCAUCGUAAAACCGGUCGAGUCGUUUGUCACUAACUCGAGAUCAAAGCUGUCUAUCAUUAUUUGUAUUGCGGGGAUUUGGUUGAUUUCCAUCGGGUUGGCCUUACCGGCUGUGCUGUUUUCGCACUUGUUGAUCCAACCCGGAGAAAAGAUUUCUGAGACUGAACGUAUUCGCGAUAUCAACGGGACAUUACUGGGUCCACCGUAUCACGAGAUCUUUAUCUGCUAUCCAUUUCCACCGGAAUUUGGCCCUGCUUACCCGAAGAUAGUCGUUGCUAGUCGGUUAUUAAUUCAUUACUGUUUGCCUCUGCUCGUAAUUGGCUUCUUUUAUACAAUUAUGGCUCGGCAUCUCAUACAGAGUCUUCAGGUUAUUCCUGGCCAGGCUACGCUGGAGACUGUCUUGCCUGUGCGUCGUCGACAAGCGUCGGAGAUUUCUAAUAAUUCUAACAAGAAUCGGGAAUCCCGUAUCAAAGUUGCCAAGAUGGUGCAGUACUUCGUCGUUCUUUUUGCCAUUUGCUUCCUGCCAAUGCACAUCUUUUUCCUGUGGUUUCAUUUCGACCCCCGCUCGCGGGAGAAUUUCAACAAUUCUUGGAACGUUUUCAGGAUUUUCGGCUUUGUUUUGGCCUACACCAAUUCUUGCAUAAAUCCCAUAGCGCUGUACUGUGUUAGUACCAAUUUCCGCAAACAUUUCAACCGUUUGCUUUGCUAUUGCAGCGAUAACGACGUCUUCAGAUCUGGUGGGGCAAGUCAAAGUCUUCGCCCCGAUUGUCGUCAAGGUGAUCAUUCACUUGUCGAGCUUCGUGGUCAACACACACGUCCGUCCGAGUACACAGUAACGGGUCAGCAAACGCUUUGUCAAUCUUUCGACGAAAGAUGUUAAGUAGCUGCUUUCCUCUUCCUCAAUCCUCCCCACUCCCCUCAGAAAGAAAUGACAUGAUAACUUUACUUAUAUACCCUUGUUAGUACGCACUUGUUGGUACGAAAAGUUGCUGUCAGUAUUGUGAAUCGAGGGACAUAAUUGAUUGUUAGGUAGCUAUAACUAAAACGUAUUUCAACGUCUAUCUCUUUGGUGUCCUUAAUGUAUGUUUUCUUAACAACUAUUUUGUGUAGUUUAUUCGGGAAAGCAGAUUGGAAUCUUAUGCUAUUGUAACUUGACUAUACAUUCAUCUUAAAUCACUCCCUAAAAUGGUCUUAUGGAACUGAACAGUACGAACGUUAUUUACAAUUCAAAAAUAUCCAAUCUGAAUUUCUAUUACUGGAUAUAUUAAAUUUGCCUAGAUGUCUUGAAUUUGUUCGAGAGAUGUAUUUUGUAUCACUAAUACAUGUCAUUAGAGCGAAAAAUAAAGCAAAAAUGACUACAACAAUAA